AUGUACUAUCCCCGGGAUAGGUUUCAUGUGAGGAUCCUCAUGGAUCCGUUCCCUGCUCAAAGCAAGAGAUCGACACAACAUUUUGCUGAUGUACAGAUUACUGAAUCUCCCUUCGUUGCCAAGGGAAUACUGUUCUACUUAAAACUACAUGAGCUUUUGGCAGAGGAUCCAUCAUUGAAGCAGUUCAAAUCACAUAAGAAAAGUGUGUGGCGACUCAAAAGAGUUGGAGAUGUUCUCACAAUCAUUGUUGUAGCUGAAGUUCUGGAAAUUGCAUGGUUUGGCACCGAUUCAGAAGUUCUGGAAAUUGCAUGGUCCGGUAUCUUGGUUCAGGAUGCUGUUGGAAGCACUAUUUCUUGGCCAACCCAUUUCAUUAGAUUUGACUAUGAGUAGAAAUCCUAACAUCUAUGGAUAGUUUUUGAGGACUUUAAUGAAUAGAUUCCUAUAAUCUUUGAAUAGUUUUGGCUAAUGUUUACAAACUCGUAUAUGUACCAUUUUGGAUGGUUUAUAACUUUUUGGAUAAUUUAAACUUAAGAAUAGUCCUUUUGGAUGGUUUUGAA
Camellia sinensis is the source of this 557-nucleotide messenger RNA. Lineage: Eukaryota; Viridiplantae; Streptophyta; Magnoliopsida; Ericales; Theaceae. The record is from RefSeq and is a predicted model, not a curated record.